Funneliformis mosseae is the source of this 591-nucleotide messenger RNA. NCBI's taxonomy places the organism in Eukaryota, Fungi, Glomeromycota, Glomeromycetes, Glomerales, Glomeraceae. The record is from the annotation of a GenBank genome assembly.
AUGGAUGAUAUUACGGAUUAUUUUGCACCUUUAAUUCAUAAGGUGGAAUUUGAAUCCGAUGCAAUUGAUCAACUUGUCAUGGUGCUUAAAAACUCGGAACGGCAAGACAUGUUGGUGAGAAUAGGAUUAUGCCGUAAGAUGGUUACGAUGUUAUCAAAGAUGUUGGGAACCAAAGUCGACGUUAUUAAAGGAUUAAUUAAAAGGUGUGACGAUAAAUUAUUGGUUAAUGAUAGCGAUAAAAAUGGACCUGGAGAUGUGAGCCUCUACCUGGGUGAUAUUCAAGAUCAUCUUAUCACUAUGUUGCAGAAUCUUAAUCAUUAUGAAACAAUGUUGUCACGUGCACAUUCCAACUAUCUUGCUCAAAUAUCAAUUGAAAUCACACAAUUGAGUAACAAGACUAAUGAAGUUUUAAAUCGAAUGACUGUUUUUGGUACCAUUUUGUUACCAAUGAAUGUUAUUACAGGUUUGUUUGGAAUGAAUGUUCAAGUACCUGGUCAAAAUGUCGAAAAUGUUGCAUGGUUUUUCAGUAUAUUUAGUGUGCUUAUUGCAAUCGGAGUAUUUGGAACUGUUUUAUUCAGAAAGGAGGAAUAA